CUGAAAAAUAUAUGGUAGCCUUCACAACACUGUCCCUUGGUUGGUGAGUGACUGAGUGCAUCUCUUCGUCUUGCUCCUGUGUGCAAGAAAGCUCCAAGCUCUAGUUCCUCAUCUAGUUUUCCUCUCUCCCGAGAAUUUAUACAUCGUGAAAGGUUAUACAUGGAUGACAUGGUUGACGCAUUGGUUCUUAAGCUUCAGUCAAAGAUAUGCUAUCAUAGGGAUGCCAGUAUCGAGUACCUAGAAAUCAAGUCUAUGGUUGAUAAACUCGUAGAAGCGAACAAAAAGCUCAAGGAUGAGAAAGUGGACUUCCAGGAUGUAGUUAAUAUGGCCAUAGAAGAAAAGGAGAAUUUGCAGCAUGACUAUCAAGUAAUCAAGGAGCGGAUGGCAAAAAGGGAGGAGCAACUUGAAACUGUAAAGGAGGAACUUGAAGAAGCAAAACAUGAACAUGUGGCAGCAAAGAAGGAGCUUGAGGAAGAAAAACAUGGCCAUGUGGCAACAAAGAAGGAGCUUGCGGCGGCACAACAACAACUUGCUCAAAGGAACCAAGAGCUGGAGGGUUUAAGGAAGAAGCUUCAAGAGAGUGAACAUGUACCUUCCACAAGGGUAACAAGAUCUGCACAUAAGCGGCAAAUGCUGCUCCAAGGAUCGUUGAGCAACGAUGCGGAUGGACAUCGCCCAAAGAAACGUAGGAGGUCCUAUCAGCAUGCAAGCCAAGAUGACGACUUGGAGGUGAUCAGGCAAUGCUGAUCCAGGUUGUGUGCUAGCAGUUGGAAGCGAGGAAGGAAGCCAUCAUCUUAGCAGGCCAUGACUAACAGUAGCAACUAGCAAGCAUGGAAAAAAGUCACUAUGUUAGCUACCUAUGACACUGAUGUUGGAUAGUGUUACAAUCCCCAUUUCAUGCAUAUUUUAGCAUCUAUUUGACUCCUCAUUUCAGAACCUUGGUGUGUAGAAAACUUCACACUUCGAUUCGUGCUUCUACUAAGAACCAUGAUGCAUAAAUAUUUUAAGACUUAAUUUGCUGAAACCUUCAUUUGACGGUCCUUAUUCGAUAAUCCAGUGUUCACCUUUUUGGAAUCGCAUACCUCUCCACGUAAUGCGAUGCCUGAAGAGUGAAGAAUUGUAGCUUGGUCUGGGUCUGCACAUGCUAGUGCAUUGUUGAUU
Messenger RNA from Triticum dicoccoides, 1161 nucleotides. RefSeq names its product trichohyalin-like. NCBI's taxonomy places the organism in Eukaryota, Viridiplantae, Streptophyta, Magnoliopsida, Poales, Poaceae. The coding region runs from base 160 to 747 and encodes 195 amino acids. The transcript is spliced from 5 exons. The record is from RefSeq and is a predicted model, not a curated record.